GAGGGCGCUGCCGCGGACCGGGAGGCUUGCCCCUCGGCCUCCGAGACCCGGUCCGUACCGUAAGCCCCCGGGUUGGAGCUGCUUUCUCGGGCCUUCUCAUCUGCUGCUCACCCGGCGUUGGUAGGGAAAGGCCCAAGAAAUGACUGCUGUCCCAUUGUGCAGGAAACUGAGACUCAGAAGUGAGGAGACUCGGCUAGGAGCGCACAGCGAGGUCAGAGCUAACCAAGAAACAUUCAGAAGCCAAACCAUGGAUCCACCUGCCCGGAAAGACAAAUCCAAAGUUAAAGAACCCUCCUUCAGAGUGGAGAAGGCUAAGCAGAAAUCUGCCCAGCAGGAGCUGAAACAAAGACAAAGAGCAGAGAUCUAUGCUCUCAACAGAGUCAUGACGGAGCUGGAACAGCAGCAGUUUGAUGAGUUCUGUAAGCAGAUGCAGCCGCCUGUGGAGUGACCAGCCUGCAUCCCAUCAGUGGACCUGUGGAGUGAGCCAGCCUGCAUCCCAGUCAGUGGACCUGGAGCCUUUGUCUGUGAGCCUGUUCCCACUGUUACACUGAGCUGACCCACUGGAGCCUUACAGAAAUAGACAGGACUUGUGGAGGACUCUGUAGCGAACUUCCUGUAGGUAACUUCCACACUGGUUUCUCCUCUCAGAACUGGCCUAGUGCUUGCUGGGUAGACUUUUCAUCUAGGACAGCAGAUUUUUAAAAGACCUUUUUUCUAUUGUUUGAGAUCAAUCAUUGUUUCUUGUGAAACUGUGUCUCUUCCCUAAAAAUAAUAAAAUACAAAAUGUUCAUUUGUUCUUUAGUGGAGUGC
Molecule: messenger RNA, 810 nt
Organism: Acomys russatus (golden spiny mouse)
Lineage: Eukaryota; Metazoa; Chordata; Mammalia; Rodentia; Muridae
Gene: Svbp
Product: small vasohibin binding protein
Exons: 3
Coding region: 140-448 (102 amino acids)
Biological process (GO): negative regulation of protein ubiquitination; protein secretion
Cellular component (GO): apical part of cell
Source: RefSeq, a predicted model, not a curated record